Messenger RNA from Zychaea mexicana, 565 nucleotides. RefSeq names its product DNA-binding protein. NCBI's taxonomy places the organism in Eukaryota, Fungi, Mucoromycota, Mucoromycetes, Mucorales, Lichtheimiaceae. Gene Ontology annotation, biological process: mitotic spindle assembly checkpoint signaling. The record is from RefSeq and is a predicted model, not a curated record. Gene Ontology annotation, cellular component: kinetochore; nucleoplasm; cytoplasm. The transcript has 4 exons. The coding region runs from base 17 to 565 and encodes 182 amino acids.
GUCAACAGGUAACAAAAUGGCUCAACGUGGUGUGUACCAGCGUGAUGACUUUGAAGUACGACGAAAAUAUGACAUGCCGCUUCUCGUAAACAAUAACGACGAAUUAAAACAUUAUGUUGAUCAAAUUAUGGAACAAAUUCUGGUAUGGCUAUACAAGGGCAAGCUCAACAAGUUAAUUGUGGUGAUUAGAUCCACAGAUACGGGUGAUAUUCUAAAACGAUGGCAGUUCAACGCUGAACUCUACAAGCAGCAGCAACAGCAGCAGGAACUACAACAACGUCUUGACUAUGAUGGCGAGUUAACAAACGAUACCAAAGCUCAGAUCCGAGCUAUUAUGCGCAAGAUUUUUGCCUGCGUGACAUUUUACCUGAACUGGAUACUGAUGAUGGUAUUCACAUUUGUUAUACUCGUUCAUACAGAACAGGAUGUGGAUGUACCAGAAACUUGGGAGACAGAUUCGAAGCUGAUAAAAAGCGGUGGCGAGCAUGUUCGAUUUAUACCACUAGAGACCAGCAAACAUAAAGUCCUUCCUAUUGUUGCAUUUUGGGUGACCGAUGAUGAAUGA